Molecule: messenger RNA, 4883 nt
Organism: Nothobranchius furzeri (turquoise killifish)
Lineage: Eukaryota; Metazoa; Chordata; Actinopteri; Cyprinodontiformes; Nothobranchiidae
Gene: amacr
Product: alpha-methylacyl-CoA racemase
Biological process (GO): bile acid metabolic process
Cellular component (GO): mitochondrion
Molecular function (GO): alpha-methylacyl-CoA racemase activity
Source: RefSeq, a predicted model, not a curated record
UCAAAUUUGUUUUCACCGUGUGGUGGACAGCAGGAAAGUUGCCCCACAGAGUGGAGUGACGUUUGACAUUUAAAUAAGGCGAGUUCUUGUGUCCUUAGUCCUUAGUGCCAUCAUUUAUUAAUUUGUCGACGCUUUUGAUAUAAAAAACAAACAAACUCAACAGGUCUGAAUAAAUCAUUAAAUCAUGGCGCUGGCGGGGGUGAGAGUUAUCGAGCUGGCAGGACUGGCUCCUGCUCCGUUCUGCGGCAUGAUCCUGGCCGAUUUUGGAGCCAAGGUGGUCCGUGUGGACCGAACAAAGACCUCCACGUCUCUGGACACACAAGCUCGGGGGAAAAGAUCAGUCGCAAUCAACUUGAAAUCAGCAGAAGGCGUGGCAUUACUCAGGAAGCUCUGUGUUCAGUCUGACGUGGUCCUCGAGCCCUAUCGCAAAGGUGUGAUGGAGAAACUGGGCCUUGGUCCAAGAGAGUUGCUGAAAGAAAAUCCUCGUCUGAUCUACGCCCGGCUAACGGGUUAUGGUCAGAGUGGGUCUUAUGCCACCGCAGCUGGACAUGACAUCAACUACCUCGCUAUGUCGGGCCUCUUAUCCCGACUGGGUCGCAGUGGAGAGAAGCCCUACGCACCGCUAAAUCUUAUAGCAGACUUUGCUGGAGGAGGCCUUACUUGUGCUCUGGGGAUAGUCUUAGCUCUGCUGGAGAGGACAAAGUCAGGCAAAGGACAGGUCAUUGAUGCCUCCAUGGUGGAGGGUGCUGCCUAUUUGGGUUCGUUUGUGUGGAAGUCUCAGAGAGUUGGUUUGUGGAGCCGUGGCAGAGGAGAGAACCUGUUGGACAGCGGAGCACCUUUCUACGAUACCUACAAGACCCUGGAUGGAAAAUACAUGGCUGUGGGACCGUUAGAGCCACAGUUCUACGAGCAGCUGCUUAAAGGCUUACAGUUGGACGCUGGAGAAUUGCCUCCUCAGAUGAGCUUCAGCGAUUGGCCGGAGAUGAGACGGAUCUUCACGCAGCGCUUCGCCUCAAAGACGCAGGCGGACUGGUCGAGGAUCUUUGAUGAGGUUGACGCUUGCGUCACACCUGUCUUGUCUUUUGACGAGGUGAGCUCUCACCACCACAACCGGGAACGAGGCUCUUUCGUGAAGAACUCCAGCGGCGAGGAGUUCCCCCGGCCGGCUCCGGUUCUGUCUCGAACUCCCGCCGAGCCUUGCCUCGCUUCUGACCCGGUUGUUGGAGAACACACGGUGGAAGUCCUACAGGAGUAUGGCUUCACUUCAGCGGAGAUAGACAAGAUGUUGUCAGACAGGGUUGUAGAGUGUAGGGCUGAAAAGGCAAAGCUGUGAAGGAAGCUGGAAAACUUCCAAGAUGUCGGUGAUAAACAAACUGGAUGAUUUUAGUGAAAAUAAGAAGCAGCUAAUUAAAAGAAGUAAUGUAACCUGAAACUGAAACGGUUACGCAAGUGGCCUGAACCGAACAGGCCGAACCGAAAGGGUUCACCACAACCCCGUGGUAUCUAGACCGCAUUUGUCCAAAAUCCCUAACCCUAAAUAUUUCCCAGCAUCUCUGAGACAUUUGUGAGUUAAAUGUGUGUUUUACAGCUGCUCACCACUUCAGUCAAACUGGUCUUUAAAGAUGUGGAUCACUGAAAAAAACAUUUUUAAUCAUUAUUUUUGAUUAUAAUCACUGCUGAUGGCUGAACAUGUAAAUAGUCUCCUACAUCUGCCCCCCUUCAUUAGCUUCUGAUAGAAAAUAGACGUUAAAACUCUGGGAUUUGAAAAGUCUGACGUCACACUGUCACUUAACAUUAACAAUGGAACGCCCUUCCCUUAGCUGGUAGGCUCUCCCCAUCAGUAGAGGUUUUUAAAAUGAGGUUGAACACCUAUUUUAUAAUCAGGCUUUUAACUCUGUGGGUUAGCUGUUGCUGGUAUUUUUACAUAUUCUAAUUCUGUUAUGUUUAUAUUGUUGGGUUUUUAAUUGUCCCUGCUGGUUUUAUCUGUUUUAUUUUAGCUAUACAGCACUUUGGUGGCAUGUUUCAUGUCCGUACGGUGCUUUGUAAAUAAAGGUUGAUUUGAUUUAACAUUCAUGGACUCACCCAUCGUAGCUCAUGAUGGGGAAGGCUGUUGUUUUAUUUAGAUUCCAGGAAACGGCAGAGAAUGUCUUGGCUAGUAGAAGCUAACUGUUAGCGUUAGCAUCUCCACACAGCGCAAUUCCUCCAAGCUUUUGUUAUUUGUGGAGAUAAAACAUCAACGUUGUGAGUCAGCUGCUGUUAUCCAGUCCUAGGACACAUGUCCAAAUAUCAGGAAAUAAGAUUCUGUAACCUUCUGUCUGAAGCUCAGCUUUAAUGUGGCUCACUCCUCAUUCCUGGAAAUGGUGCACCAGCACAUUGAACGACUAACUCCGACGGCACACUGGAAGCAUCAGCGGAGCAGUUUACUCGCCACAAUCACAGCAGUCUAGUGCAGACCGGGAGAGUCUUGGCAGCAAAGCGACGUCUUUGCCGUGCUCCUCGCGAGAUCAGAAAAUCCCUCGCGACUUCAAAGGUUAUGGUUUGUUUAUGCAAUCCAUGAUUAAACCAAACAGGAGGAAAUCACGUUAUCACUGUUUGAUGUCAUGUAGCACUUCUGGAACCAUACUAGAAGUAAAUAAGUUGUUGGGCUUCAUAUAUAUAAAAUUGCAUUGCUGCAGUACUUUUAUUUUGAAAAUUACCGAGGAUUCUACACUAAAACCGUGUGUGAUUUCCUGUCUUGCCCUAUGUUAACUGCAGAAAUUGACGCAUCCCAGUGGUUCACGGGAAAAAAUAGAACCUGAUCCCAUCUUUAGUGGAGCGGAUUUGUAACACUCAAUAGACUAAAAUGAAUUCUAUUUGAAGCAGUGCCGUUUGGCGCCGCUGAUGCUUCCAGUAUGCAGUAGUGGUUACAAGGCAUUCAUUCCUACUAGGAAAAUCUGCAAAUGUAUUAAAAAUAUGAGUAAAGUACCACUUUAGUUUUAUUGUUACUUGUGGAUAACUUCCACAAAUAUAUUCAUCUCCAUAAGCAUUUGAACAUUGUGCAUUUGUACUCCUCGUAUGUGCAAAUGUAUUGAUUAAAUGAGAGUUCAACACCUUUAAUGAAGCGCUUUACAGAGAAUCCAGUUGAUUGACACUCUGCUGGUGAUGGCAGACUACAUCAUAGUCUUCAGAGGCAAGGCUGCCUUCUCUGAUCACCUCCACUGCACAGGGUUUCACUAUGAACCCUGGUUGAAAGCCGAUGGAUGCAAUGCCCUUUAUUUCAUUACUGGCACACAGAGUUUCACUGUUCUGGAAAUCUCCUCCCCCUCCAGCUGCAUCACUCUGGCUGAAGGAUGUUGUCUUUUUUUAAACUUGAUGUUCAGAUUUUGCAGCAUUUUAUCACUUAUUUUAUUUAUUUGAAGACAUUUACGUACAAGUAUCAUGUUUUUAUUUUGUGUCCCAGUUCUUAUGGGGUCGAUUAUAAGCUUGGUUUUAAGUUGUGUCAAAAAAAAAAAGAGACAAAAAAAGCUUCACAAUUAUUAAUGGCUUUCAUUUUCUUUUUGAGGGAAACAACUUUUAGUGGAAAAACAUUACAUUCAUUCUGGAAAAGUCACCUGAGGUUAAAGGUCAUGUUCUUCCCCAGAUUGCAUUUGAGCUUAAUUCAUCAGCUUUUUUCACUGCCUCUGAUUCCUUGACUGAGUCGGAAAAUAAUUUUAGAAAACCCAAAUUUUUAUUCAGAAGGAAGGAAGGAAGGAUGAGGAGAAGACACAAGUAAACAGUCCCGUUGUUUUGCUCUUUUUUCCAAACCUCAAAGUUAGUUAUUCUAACGCUGCAGUAGUAAACCAGAUCAGACCGUGCUGGGUGUUUAGAGCUUUCUCUACUGCACCAGCUCCCCUCCAGAUGUAUUGUCCACUGAAAAGCCCUCAGGAGAUGGAGAUUAUAGAUCUGUGAAUUUAAAAUAGGAUCAUUGAUGUAAUGGGUUGUUUAUUUUGUGGAUUUUUAACCAGAACCAGAUUUUCUCAACUACUAAUAUAAAAACCCUCUAAGGCCUCUAAAGGAGUGUAAACGUCACCUUUUGUCAAAAAUAACGUUAAAGGAACUGCAUAAUAAUUAACUUAUUCAGAUGUGUCAGAUGACAGAUCUGAAGCAGACAAGGUUUACUGUCUCUGAUUUAGAGAGCAAAUAUAAUUACUUUUAUCUACAAAGGAAGUGCUGCCAGCUCGGGCAGGUAAGUUAGUCAGGAAGUUAAGAACAUCUGCACAAAACAGAGUUUGCAUUAAAUAAAAAAAUAAGGAAAAACCUUGUUUACGUGGCGUACAGAAUAAAUAGCAGAAGUGUUGUGCCUAUUAAAGUGACCAGAGAAUGAAUGGGUGACAUCCCUGGAGCGACUGCCUGCAUCCACACAGAUAUUCACAUCACCUUCUCCUUCACCAACAGCCUGCAAGUAAAGUUUAAAAUCAAAGCACCAGUAAAUGUCAAAACCUAAAACACACACAGUUAUUUUUAUACGUUGUGUGUUUGAGGUGACAACCUUGAAUUAAACCUACCCUAUCAAAUAUUAUUGACAUUGUUGUGAGAUAUUAAAACAAAUAUUGCUAAGGUGAGGAGACUCGUUUGAUGCUUUGAGAAGACCAGAAACUUGAAAUUGUCUGAAUAAAUACAAAUUUUAGCUGCAUAAAAUGCAGUGAAAUUGACCAGAGAUGCCAGAAACUUGCCAGUAACUCUGUUUCUCAUUGUUCAUGUUUUUGUUUACAGUGACAAAAACAUUCUGUGUUGAUUUGUCUUAAGUGUUUCUGCUGUGAUGUUUCCACUGACAGGAUGAAAGAGAAUGUCUUCUAUUAUUUUAUUAAUUAUGAACAAUAGCCUUUUAUUAAAUAAUUUAAAGCAUUAAAAGUGAAAGAAAUGAA